UGGCCGUGAGCGGGAAUCGAACCCGAGUCGCCAGGUUCAUAGCGCAGCGCGCUAACCGCUACACUAUCGCUCCCCACACACAGUCACACACACACUCUACCCACUCUGCAUCGCCACCGCAUUGCACUGCGUGCAGCAUGCCGCUCCUGCGCUAGUGCAGACGAGGAGCUCACAGGAGUGGACAUCAGCAGCAGCCACACACACUCAGAACCCAACAACAACAACGACGACAAGCUCCGCAUCGUAAUCUUCCGCUGCUCUAGCUGUGCUUUCUUCGUGACCAUGGCUUGCCGACCGGCGCAGUAGCAGCGGCAGGAAGAAGAGGCGGACGAUAACAAGGAGCGAAUGAAGUCCAAGAGCCUUCCCGACCUCAGUGGCGUGGCCGGGGACGUCCAUCGGGUGGCGAACGAGAGUGGUGGUGGGACCGUGGUGGCCGGCCAUCAUCACGGCGGUGCGACGGACCUGACGUGUACCUGGCAGGCAGUGGUCCUGCGGGUCAGGAGCUACAUCAGCACGAAAGAGUUGGCCGACUCGCGCUGUUUCCUGUUCUGCAUCUGCAGGUCAGGAGACCUUCAUCCAAGCGCUCAUGGUGUCCGACUACCUGAGCAGCGUCAUCACCACCACGGAGAAGCGCUACAACCUCAAGAGCUCCGAGUCGCGCCUCCUGGUCAGCUGCUUUGACAUCGGCAACCUCUUGGUGGUGGUGGCCGUCAGCUACUACGGCGGCCGGGGUCACCGGCCACGCUGGCUGGCCGUCGGCGGAGCCCUCAUUGCCCUCGGAGCGGUCAUCUUCACGAUGCCCCACUUCCUCUCGCCGCCUUACCACGAAAACUACGCCGCACGCUUCCAGGAGCUCGAGGCCGAGCACCGUGACAGCGACAAAAUUUCUGUGCGGCGACGCCGCCAACGCCAACGCGAGCUCGCUGUCUCCAGGCGCUUCCAAGGCGGCGAAGCCCUGCGACAGGAACACCGGGGGAGGCAGCCACGGGAUUUACCUGGCGCUGUUAUGAGCGCCCAGAUCCUGGUGGGCAUGGGCUCCACUCCCAUCUACAUCCUGGGGCCGACCUACCUGGAUGACAACGUGAAGGAGGAGAACGCCUCGCUCUAUCUAGUGAACGCGCGCAGCUCCGGGGGCUGGGACGAGAGUGCGCCAUUGCGAGCCUGCUCCCAGAGGAGGAAGAGGAGGAAGAGGGGCUCGCCAGUACGGUAAGGGGUCGGGCAAGGGAGCCUCUGGGAUCCUGCGAGACAACCCCGGGAUGGGUAGCAGGGCUACAGACCGGCAUGGGAGAUAUAGCCGGCCAGAUGGCCCACGUACGGUCUACAGUUGAGACCAUUCAGUCCGAAAUGGGAGAGCUGCGUUCCACAGUAGGGGGGCUAACUGGACGAGCGUCCCGAUUGGAGGCAGAGCUUGGGCAAACACGUAUCGGGGAGAGGAGAAGGAAUGGGCAGGGGGCCUCCUAUGGGGCCGCCCCCCGGGCAUGUUACCUGUGCGACCAUCGAGGGCAUCUCAUGAGAGACUGUCCUCAGAUCGCCCGCGUUAGAAACGCCCCAGAGUUAAAUGCCAACGCCCCCCAGAGAGUGGACCAACUAGGAGUGCAAUCGACACGGUCCCAACACAAAAUGACGAUAAUAAUAAUGGUGAGCGAGUGACCUCCACACAGAUUCCGACAACAGCACCUAAGAACGCGGUGACUCCUGGCGACUGGCUACGGGAGUUAGUGGCGGGAAUCACCAACGUCGCUGGUGGAAGGACAGGUAAACAGGCAGGAUACCCGGAUUCUGUUAGACACGGGGGCAGUGGCCCCACUCGUGAGUGCCACACACUGCAGCGUACUCGGGGUUGAUGUGGACCACCUGCAGGCCCCGGAUCGCGUGCUGCACACUGCAAGCGGAGCCGGGAUGGGGCUGCUGGGAAGGGUCACCCUCGAGGUCCGUCUCGGACACCAGGUGUGCACCCAGGAAUUCUAUGUCUCGAGUGUGUUGUGCCAUGAGUGUAUCGCAGGUACAGACCUCCUGGAAAAGCUGGGGCUCAACGUGCAGCCCCGCCAGCGAUGCGCCACCGUGGAAGGCAGUGUGAAGCGGAUUCCGUUCCUGGGACAAGAGCCGAAUCGCCCCCGCUUCACACCCGUGGCCGCCUCCCUGGUGUCGGCCGUCACCAUCGGGCCGCUCACCGAGAUGCUGCUGCCAGUGGCAACACCCUCCACCGACCCCACACACCGACCAUCGGGCGAGGUAAUGCUAACUCCUCACCCGGAGUUGGUGGCGCGGUACGGGGUUGUGGGAUCAGCCACGCUGGUCAACGCAGACGGGGGCCUACUGUUUAUGCGGGUAUUUAACCUACACAGUACCCUGGCAAUGCUACGACGACGCACCACGGUAGCCACCAUACACCCUCUGCACGCGCGCCACUCUAACGACUCGGUGUUUGCCCUCUGGGCUGAGGACCCUGGUCGCCCCGAGGACUACCAGGACCUGGCCUGGCGAGUCGGCCUGACUCCCCGAGCCGAGGCCGUCCCCCUGCUUGACGCGUUACACGUACCUUGGGCAGAUUUACCUAAGAGGGAGGCCAAUCAGCUGCGCGGGUUACUGCGGGAGUACGCCGACGUGUUCAGUGAACAAGACUCAGACAUUGGUCGGACGGACCUUGUUAAGCACCAAAUUGACACCGGUGCCGCCCGACCCAUUAAAAUCCCCGCAUACCGAGUGGGCGCACCUGAACGGGGCCAGAUUAAAGAGGCAGUUGUGGAUAUGCUCCGCGAUAACAUAAUCCAGCCCUCAGCGAGCCCCUGGUCUGCCCCGGUAGUACUAGUGACGAAAAAGGAUGGGUCGACCCGGUUUUGUGUUGAUUACCGAAAGUUGAACGUAGUCACCCUCGGCGACGCCUUCCCCAUCCUACUCAUUGAUGACACCUUUGACAGCCUCGCAGGAGCGUGGUAUUUGGCAGGUAGAGAUGGCGGAGGAUCGGCCAAAAACCGCAUUCACCACCCCAAUGGGACUGUUUGAGUUUCGGGUGCUCCCGUUCGGACUCACUAACGUGCCCGCGAUGUUCCAGCGGUUGAUAGAGUUGGUGAUGCGGGGCUUGCAGUGGGAACAGUGCCUAAUUUACCUGGAUGACGUGAUAGUGUUCAGUAGAUCUCUGUCUGAUUACUGGUCCAGGCUGCGAGAGGUAUUCCAGCGGCUGCGAGCAGCCCAUCUCAAGCUCAAACCGCGUAAGUGUUACAUUGCACAGCGCGAGGUGGGGUACCUCGGACACCAAGUCAGUGAGGCAGGGGUGCGCACCGAUCCGCAGAAGGUACGCGCCGUAGUGGAUUGGCCACGACCAAGGAACCUAACGGAGAUCAGGUCAUUCUUAGGGCUCGCCACCUAUUAUCGUUGAUUUGUAAAGGGAUUCAGCGAGAUUGCACGCCCCCUCACCCAACUCACUUCCCCUAUCAGUGGACGGAGGCCUGCCAGAUGGCCUUCACCACCCUCAAAGAUCACCUCACCCACACCCCUACCCUGGCUUUUCCCGAUUUCACCACCGAUUUUAUUUUGGACACCGACGCCUGCAGCAGUGGGCUGGGCGCGGUGUUGUCACAGGUACAGGAUGGGACGGAGCGGGUCAUCGCAUACGCCAGCUGGACCCUGAGCGGGGCCGAGCUGAACCAUUGCGCGACCCGUCAAGAACUGUAUGCCGUAAUCUUCGUGUGUAAACAGUUCUGGCCGUAUUUGUAUGGCAGGAAAUGUCGGGUGCGCACUGAGCAUUAUGCUCUGCAAUUCCUCUUCACCUUCAAGGAACCACGCGGACAGAUGGCCCGAUGGCUGGCGCAGUUGCAGGAAUACAACCUGCCGAUCGCGUACCGGGCUGGGCGGACGCAUGCAAACGCGGUGUGCGCCGAGACGAGGGCGGAGGAGGCCUGCCCGUGCUGAGACUAAACCCCCUCUCGCGAGAGAGAGUGCAGUAUGCGCCGCAGAGACCCCUGCAGAAGGAGCAAGGGACCCGACGGACCACCCCACCCUGACCGGGCGGAUCCAAGAGGACGUCGGCUGCGCAUUCCCGGGCUUGAAUGACGAGCAGCUGAGACGGACCCAGCAGCGGGAUCCGGAUCUGGCGGCGGUGGAAGCGGACCUACGGGAGAAGAAGGACGCCCUACCAGGACCCUGGAGUGGUUUGUACGCCCGGUUGUGUGUGCAGAACGGGGUGGUAUGGGAGCUAACCGAGGCCGGCCAGCCGGGGUGCAUCUGUGUUCCCGCCCAGGUGCGACCUCAGCUGCUACGGCUGGUGCACGACAACCCGCUCAGAAGCCAUAAUCGAGAACGGCGUACCCGGGAGAUCCUACGUCGCCAGUAUCUCUGGCCCAAAUUGACAUAAGAUGUGGCCGCCUGGGUACAGGGCUGCCGCGCUUGUCAGCAGUGCGUGCCGAAACCGGCGCGAUACCAGGUGCCCCCGAGACCGUUCCGCAUCAGUCGGAUGAACCAGCUUGUCGGGAUCGACCUACAGGAACCGUUCCCGCGAUCCCAUCGGGGCAACUGGUAUAUCCUCGUAGCGGUGGAAUACUUCACCCGCUAUCCCAUGGCGGUGGCCAUCCCCGAUAAGACGGCCCUUGUGGUGUCCCAGGCAUUAGUGGAGCACUACGUACUUAAGCACGAGAUCCCCAAAAGGGUCAUUGCCGACCAAGGCAGUGAGUUUGAGGCAGAGCUGUUUCAGGCGCUGUGCCGCGAGUUCAGAAUCCAGAAGGACCGAACAACGGCGUACCACCCCCAGGCGAAUGGGAUGGUGGAGCAUAUGAACCAGACCCUAGCCGGGAAGCUCAAACGCAUGGCGGCCGCAAAUCAGUACGACUGGGACGAACACCUCCCCUAUGCCCUGUUCGCCUACGCCACCACCGUACACACGUCUACAGGACAGACCCCGUUCCUAAUGAUGUUUGGCCGUGAGUCUCGUCUACCCGCAGAUCUGCUGUUCGGCGUUCCCCCACCGCAACAGGAGGAGGGGAGCCGCCCCGUGGAGCACCUGAUGGAGACUCUGCGAGGGGCCCGGGACCAGGCCUACCCGCAAGGAGAGGCCGCGCAUCGGCGGCAAGAGCAGGGCGGCCGACCCCGUAUGGAGCCCCCCUUCUACUCGGCAGGCUCUAAGGUGUGGCUACACACCCCUCACGUUGGGACCGGACAGGUGGGGAAACUGACCACCUACUGGCGCAGACCCUGGACCGUGGGGCGACAGAUCUCCCCCUGGAUGGUGCUGAUUCAAGGCGGAGAGAGGGGCCAAGAGAUGGUGGUCAUCAUCCGCCGAUUGAAACCAUGGAGGGCAGCCCCAGCGAGGGAGAACCCCGCCGUUCGGGUAACCCGAAAUCCCGGGGUCCCCACACCCCCAUGCUCAGAGGCCUCGCACGGUAUAUGAGCCCCACGGGGCUCCGGGCCCCGAGGGGUCACGGCCCGGGCCGGGGGGGGGCGGGAACGACGGCCCUUAAAACCUGCUGCCUCUGAGUUUGUUCCCCAGCCCGCAGGUGCCGAGGGACGAGAAGAGCCGUUGGAGUGGAGGAGGAGACCACCACCGGAACCCCAGGAGACAGAGCCACCACUCCCGAGGCCGGCCACGAGGGCCGGGCGAGUCCCGCGGACCCCGCGGCGCUACCUCGUGGGGGCAACCCAGGCGAGGUGCUCCAGUCAACCCGGGACGGGGACUGGCACCUCGAGGGGCUAUGUGGUGCUACAGCAGCGAAGCCGCUCCGUCAACUGUGAUGCCACAGCAGCGAAGCCGUCCUGCCGACUCUGGCCACGACGCCGCCACCUCCGAGCAACGGGGCCGACCCUGCUCUUCCCUCACCACCCCCCACAUGAACACAAACACACCCCCACAUAGAGCCCUGAGGGGAGGUCACCUGGCCGACAGGUUUUCACCCAGAAGCCCUCUCAUGGGACCAAACUUCACGAUUUCCUGCGACCAGGGAAUUGGGCGACCUCCCCCGAGGCUAACGUGCACCGCGGCACCUUGACUUGGGUUGUAAUUACAUGGUCACGACGGGGCUGCUGAGCCACCGUGGAUAGAAAACACCCACAAUACACACGGGUCAGCAGGCAGGUAGGGGGGUACGGAGUCACAAACGGCGGGAAAAACAGGGCCGGUCCUCUGAUUGGUAGGACAGAUGUGCUUGUUUAGAGGGUGAAAAGCGGACGUCUGAGAGAGCACCGGUCCGGGGAGAGUGGCGGGAAAUCCGAGCCACCUAAUUGGACGGGAGGCCAGCGGAUCAGCGCCGAUUUAUCUUUGAUGUAGGGUACAAUAAAAAGGGUAGAAGAGGUAGAGAGAGUUAGUUCGUGUUCUACUCAAGCCAGCGCUCGGGGCGGUCGACUUCCCAGCCACUCGAACGUCCGUGUGAUGAGUCGAAGUGCACCGAGGAUCCGACCCAGCAGCUCCGUACGAGUCGAACCGUGAGUACCCGAGAGUGAGAUAUUGAGGCCAUUGGGAGAUUGUCUUAGGAGAGUGAUUUGAAAGAGACGAUACGAAUCAGGUCUUAGACCAUCGGGAGAUAGGUUAGACCUGCCCUGCUGACUCAAACUUACUCGGGUAAUUUAACCUUGGACUCACUGAGAAUAAACUGCUGGGGAUCAAUAAA
Molecule: messenger RNA, 6593 nt
Organism: Petromyzon marinus (sea lamprey)
Lineage: Eukaryota; Metazoa; Chordata; Hyperoartia; Petromyzontiformes; Petromyzontidae
Product: solute carrier organic anion transporter family member 5A1-like
Biological process (GO): sodium-independent organic anion transport; transmembrane transport
Cellular component (GO): basolateral plasma membrane
Source: RefSeq, a predicted model, not a curated record